This is a messenger RNA of Cryptotermes secundus, 2337 nucleotides long. RefSeq names its product insulin-like growth factor-binding protein complex acid labile subunit. The transcript is spliced from 2 exons. The coding region runs from base 23 to 1537 and encodes 504 amino acids. Gene Ontology annotation, molecular function: protein binding. The record is from RefSeq and is a predicted model, not a curated record. Gene Ontology annotation, cellular component: plasma membrane. NCBI's taxonomy places the organism in Eukaryota, Metazoa, Arthropoda, Insecta, Blattodea, Kalotermitidae.
UUUUACUCCUGUCAUACUGGACAUGGCUGGAAACAAAGUGGACACUCUUACUGAAGAUGAUCUAAAAGGUUUUGCCUCAGUUCAAAAUGUGAGCUUUAGAAAUAACAGUAUACGCAACAUUACAGUGACGGCCUUCAAAGGUCUCACAGAACUGAGGUACUUGGAUCUGUCCGGAAACCUGGUAGAGAGAAUUGCAAAAGGCAUAUUCUCAUUCAUCCCAGAGCUCAGAGUGUUGGUGAUGUCCAACAACAGCGUCGCAAACCUUGAAGAAACUGUCUUUGGCUCACUGAAAAAACUGCAACAUCUCGACCUCUCACACAAUCACCUCAACCAUAUUUCAGAUGGAACAUUUGACUCGAAUGGACAAUUAAACUUCCUGCAUCUACGCCACAAUAAUAUUCAAAGUAUCAGUCGAGUCAUAUUUAAAACUCAACAUCAUUUGAAGCAUUUGGACGUUUCGGAAAAUAGAAUCCGUUUCGUGCAUCAAGACUCAUUUGUCUCUCUUUCUCAGCUGCAAUGGCUGUCCUUAUCGCACAACAAGAUAGAAACAUUAUCUGAGAAUUCUUUCGAGAGCCUAAGCCAGAUACAGCAUUUAGUGUUAUCCACAAACAAGAUAAAAGUUAUCAGUCCCCUGCUUUUUAAGAACUGCAGUCGGCUUGUAACUUUGUCAAUGGCACACAAUUAUAUAACAAGCCUGGCCCCACAAGCGCUAUACGGACUCUUCAGUCUGAAACAGCUAGACCUAUCACACAACAGACUCACUCGACUAGGUCCAGAAAUAUAUAUGGGAUCCGAACCGUUGCUCCCUCGCACUCACAAUCCCUCAGUCUGCUCCCCAUACAAAGCCCUCAGUUACAGUCUGCACGUUCUGAAGUUGGACAACAACGACAUCAGUUCUCUGGAUCCAUGUGUCUUUGUAGCGACACGUGAGCUUCGCGUCAUCGACUUGGGAGCAAACAAUUUAAGUGAACUGGAUUACAGGACCUUCCUUCCCUUAACGAGCGUCAGGAACAUCGACAUAAGCUUCAACAAUCUGAGCACAGUGGAUGACGAGACUGCAAAGUGGAUACGGGACGCUGGGACUCAUAUUAAUUUCACAGGAAAUCCUUGGAACUGUAAUUGUGACGUCAUCUACAGAGUCUACAAAGCAUUAGGCGUGGAAACAAGCAACAUCACGCUAGUAUGCCAAAGUCCUGCAGAAGUGAGCGGUAAGUCAUGGAGAAUCUUAGAAGACAAGUGUCAACCAUCACCGUCACCAUCAACAACAACAACGACGACGACGACAACAACAACUACAGUGACAACAGAAAUUACUGUGUCUGCCACAAAUGCUACAACAGAAGAGAAAUCUGUUGUGAGAGGCUCCAAAGUGGCCCCGUCUCGCACGUUUCCUAUCAUAAUCAUCACGGCGUUUGCUAUUGUUGCGUGCGUUAUUUUUGCAGCCGCCAUCUUGAAGAUACGGAAAGUCAGGAAACAUAAUGAAAAUCACUUGUGGUGGGAGGAUGAGGUCACAAGGAAAGAACUGAUGUCACAGUGACUGUGUGAUCAUUUAACCACGCUGCAUCAUCUGCAGAGCUGUGACGUCGUGCAACUUGGUACACACAUACCAAAUUUUCUGGAAGGACCGGCCGCCAUUUGCAUGAAAGCAUGGACUAAGCGGUGAUUUAUGCAGUAACGUGUGAAUCUUCACUGAAGACUGUAUUGUGUGUGUUUGUGAUUUCUCUAGCGACUAACUAACGCAGCAGGACGCUCAAACACAAAAUAAAGUGCAAUGAAGGAGGCGUAUAAAACAUUAGUAAUACUGGAAACAUCUGUGAAGAAUUGUUGAUGUUGUGCACAAUAAUCACAGUUACACUUCCUUGGCUACAUACUGUCACGUAUUUAGUGUCUAGACAUGGGGUUUUGAUUGGUAAAUGGAUUUACUGAACACCUGUAACAUGACUCACGACUCGCCGGCCUGGGGUCCUUGUGAUAUAGCCUCGGGGCGGACCCAAUAGAAAACAUCCCUUCCAACAGUUCUUCUAUUGUUGCGUGUGUCGGCUGCUGCGGUCAUGUGAUUUGGUUGCCUAGCAACGAUCGCCUAUUCUGGCUCCACAACUCAUUACACAAUUUCUGGGGUACCAGGCAAAGAACUGUCGUACAUCAACACGCUGCAUGAAUUUAUGGAGUACUCUAUUGUUUAUGCAAAUUCAUAUUUUUAUUACUUAUAAGAAUUCUUCUCUAUAAAGUAUAGCGGCAGACGGGUUCAAAACCACCGACCUGCAGAACAGAGUCUGGUGACACAGCAUACGAAGCUUGAGUAGCUAGGGUGACCAAGUAUUCCCAUUUCCGUUGCAA